CAAGUGGUACUUUUCUACCAUCUCAUUUCAAAAAUGAUCACCUUUACACCUCUGUCGGGGGCCGCCUGUUCACAGCGCACGACGCCUUUAGCUUAUUUGCUUCAGGUUGACGAUGUUACAAUACUUCUUGACUGUGGAUCUCCCGACUGGGUUCCAGAGCCCUCGACGUCAGCAACAACCGGGGACGACGUCGAAUGCCCGUGGGAAGCGUACUGCAAGGCAUUGAGAGAAUGCGCGCCCACCGUUGACCUUGUUCUUCUUUCUCAUGGUGACCUCGCACAUUCAGGCCUGUACCCGUAUGCAUAUUCUCGCUGGGGUUUGAAGGCUCCGGCAUAUACAACGUUGCCAGUUCAAGCAAUGGGCCGUAUCGCUGUUACUGAGGAUGUUGAUGGUCUUCGAGAUGAACAAGAUAUUGGUGACGAAGGUCUGUCUGUGAGUAAUGACAGCGAUGACGUGAACGCUGUACAAGAGCCGGAAACGCCCCCCUCUGAGGACGUCAAACAGAAGAGCAGGUAUAUCGCUACAUCACGAGAAGUACACGAUGCCUUCGACUCUGUCAAUACGCUUCGUUAUUCUCAACCCACUCAUCUACAAGGAAAAUGCCAAGGCUUGACAAUUACGCCGUACAAUGCAGGACACAGUCUUGGAGGAACGAUAUGGAAGAUUCGCUCGCCUUCCUCAGGCACAAUAAUAUACGCUGUGAACAUGAACCACAUGAAGGAACGACAUCUUGACGGAACGGUGCUCAUGAGGGCUGCAGGUAGAAUUUUUGAGCCUCUUUCCAGACCAGAUCUUCUCAUUACAGAUGCCGACCGCGCAUCUGUGCUCAUGAGUCGACGAAAGGAUCGUGAUGCUGCCUUGAUUGACACCGUCACCGCAACUCUUUCAUCUCGAUCAUCCUUACUACUACCUUGUGACUCCAGCACUCGCGUCCUUGAACUCUUAGUCCUUCUUGACCAGCAUUGGAAUUACUCCCGCCUAAGAUAUCCUAUAUGUUUCCUAUCAAGAACGGCGAGCGAAAUGCUCACAUUUGUUCGAAGUAUGAUGGAAUGGCUCGGGGGUACAGUCAGUAAGGAAGAUGUAGGUGAGGAUGGUACUGGUGGGCGUCAAGAUCAUAAACGCAAACGAGACGAUGAUGGUGACGAAGAUGCUCUCGGUGCCUUCGCACUAAGGUUCAGGCAUCUAGAAUUCUUCCCGAGUCCCCAGGCUUUGAUUCAGAAGUAUUCUUCGAAAGAUCCCAAGCUGAUACUGGCGGCCCCCGCCUCUCUUUCUCAUGGACCAUCCCGGCAUCUGUUCUGCGAUUUUGCGGCAGUCCCAGAUAAUGUGGUACUGCUAACUGGCCGCGGGGAGGAGGGCACUCUGGGCCAUGUCCUCUUCAACAAAUGGAACGACUCCCAACGACCGGACGAUAAGUGGGACAAGGGCAAAAUCGGCAGCAAUAUCAUGAUGGAUGGCGCUCUUAAGCUCCAGAUUAAUUCCAAAGUCCCGCUACAAGGUGCAGAACUGGAAGCCCAUCUGCAAAAGGAACGUGCUGCGAAGGAAAAAGAAGCUGCACAUCAGGCGGUCUUGGCGCGGAAUCAGCGAAUGCUUGAGGCGGAUGAAGAUGACAGUGACUCAGAUUCUGAAGAUGAAGAUGAAGACGAAGCUGAAGUUCGGAGAGCUCUAGGAGGAGAUUUGAUGGAUACGGAUGAUGACACAAUGGAUAGACGGCGGCGGAGCGACAAAGGAAUGGACGGCGAUUGGAUCGAUGGAGGAGACGAAGGCCUCACAAAACAAAUGUUAUCAUUUGAUAUCUAUCUGAAGGGCAACGUUUCAAAAGCUACGUCCUUCUUCAAAACUGUUGGAGGACAAGCGCAGCGAUUCCGGACGUUUCCCUAUGUUGAGAAAAAACGGAAAGUUGAUGAGUAUGGUGAGCUUAUUGAUGUAGGGAUGUGGUUGAGAAAAGGAAAGGUGUUGGAGGAAGAAGCUGAGAGUGAUGAAAUGAAGGAUUAUCGGAGGCGGCAGGCAGAAGAGGAUGCCAAAAAAGCACACCUGGAGCCCCCAUCCAAGUUUGUUACGUCGGAGGUGGAGGUCCAGAUGGCUUGUCGGUUGUUGUUCGUAGACAUGGAGGGUCUUAAUGACGGUCGCGCUGUGAAAACCAUUGUCCCAAAAGUCGAUCCGCGGAAACUGAUCAUUAUCCAUGCGUCGGAAAAAGACACGGAGGCUCUUCAAGAAAGUUGCGCCAACAUUCGAACCAUGACAAAAGACAUUUUCGCCCCCGCAGCAUUCACAAGUGUUAAGAUCGGGCACCAAAUCAACAGUUUCUCUAUUUCGAUCAGCGACGAACUGUUGGCGUCUCUUAGAAUGUCACGCUUCGAAGACAAUGAGGUCGGUUUUAUCACUGGUCGGGUCGUCACUCAUGCCACGUCCACGAUACCUACGUUGGAGACUAUAUCCGCUUCGUCAAGGCCUGCACCUAUGGACCAAGAUUCGUCUAUGCCUGCUGCUUCUCGUAUCCUCGGAUCUAGACCAAGCGAACCUUUACCGAGUUCUACCAUGAUUGGGGAGCUGAAGUUGACAUCGUUAAAACGUCGGUUGACAGAGGUCGGCAUUCAGGCGGAGUUGAUAGGUGAAGGUGUCUUGAUCUGCAGCAGAGGUGGCUCCUCUGAUAUGUUAGAGGAAUCCGUUGCUGUGCGCAAAACGCAACAGGGAAAGGUAGAGCUGGAGGGCGGUGUGUCAGGCAUAUAUUACACUGUUCGCGAGGAGAUCUAUGAUAUGCAUGCGCUCAUUGCCGCUUGAUUUAAGAUUAUCUGUGUUACUUUGUACCCAGUGUAGACUUUGCAUUAUGACAGAUUCUUAAUCGGACGCU
Molecule: messenger RNA, 2848 nt
Organism: Guyanagaster necrorhizus
Lineage: Eukaryota; Fungi; Basidiomycota; Agaricomycetes; Agaricales; Physalacriaceae
Exons: 10
Coding region: 34-2778 (914 amino acids)
Biological process (GO): mRNA 3'-end processing by stem-loop binding and cleavage
Cellular component (GO): mRNA cleavage and polyadenylation specificity factor complex
Molecular function (GO): RNA binding
Source: RefSeq, a predicted model, not a curated record